GAACAGCAGGACAGACAGAAAAAAAACACGGUAUGACUUGAAGUGGAGCCGCCAGAUAACCAGCACAGGUAUCCCGCCCUGUUUCACGGAUUCAGGGGAAGAUGGGGGGCUCUCAGAGCGUCCAGAUACCAGGUGGAGGAACCGAAGGCUAUCACGUCCUAAGAGUGCAGGAAAAUUCCCCCGGUAAUCGUGCAGGACUGGAGCCAUACUUUGAUUUCAUCAUCUCUGUUUGUGACACCAGAUUGAAGAGGGACAACGACACGUUGAAGGAGCUGCUGAAAACCAACGUGGAGCUGCCCGUCAAGAUGCUGCUGUACAACAGCAAGACGCAGAYGGUGCGGGAGACCACAGUCACGCCGAGCAACACGUGGGGUGGCCAGGGGCUUCUGGGGGUCAGCAUACGCUUCUGCAGCUUCGAAGGAGCCAAUCAGAACGUCUGGCAUGUCUUGGAAGUUGAGCCAAACUCUCCCGCAGCCCUGGCUGGUUUGAGGCCUUACAUCGACUACAUCAUCGGAGCGGACAUCGCCAUGCACGAGAGUGAAGAUCUGUUCUCCCUCGUUGAAGCUCACGAAGGGAAGGAGCUGAAGUUGUACGUUUACAGCACAGACACAGACAACUGCCGCGAGGUGGUCAUCACCCCCAACUCGGACUGGGGAGGAGAGGGCAGUCUUGGAUGUGGGAUUGGUUUUGGCUACCUGCACAGGAUACCAACACAGCGGACAGAAGACGACCAGAAAGUUGGACUUCCUGUUCAGACUCGUGGCGAAGCAGCUCAUCCAACUAAAGAUGGCUUCACAGAAGUCCAUCUCUCUGCCGUCAUUCCAACCGUUCCAGUUGUGUUGUCAUCUUCCACUGGAUUGGAGCAGCCUCUCACCAGUUUAUCCAUCAGUUCUAAUCCAACAGCUGUCAACAACCUACCAACAGGAGCUCCUAUUCUCCCACCGUCCAACCAAAUAAGCCCCUCUCAGGCCUUUCCACUGUCUGCUCAUGAUGCUCCGACACUUUCAGGUUUUCAACCCCUUCCUGGAGAUCUUCCACCUCUUCCUUAUAUGCCAAACCCAAACGUCACUUUGCCAAAUGUGAAUCAUGUGCCACCUGCAGUUGGMUUACAACACACAGGUUUUUCACCUCUUCCUCCUCUCAACCUGCCAGCAGGAGUCCCACCAGUAUCUCUACCUCCAGCUGACUACCUUUACCCACAAUUCGCUGCUCAAGCAGAAACGACRCAUGCACACAACAGCACAUCUCCCUCUGCAAGCAUUCAGAUGAACAAUUCACUGGCCAAAACACCCAACCUCUCGUCAGCGACCACCUCUGGAUCAAUAAAUAUCACCAUAUCUGCAGACUCCUUAUAGCACAAAGUGACACUAAAGGAUGACACCUUGCUCUAAAGUCCUUACCAGUCCAUUUGCUGCACCACUCAGCUGACAAAUUGGUCUUUUACAACAAUCUGAAGUGUGUUUUACGAGCUCACAGAUAUACUGGUGCUACACUGCUGGUCUGAUCAAAUUCAGCAAAACCUGGCCUAAUUUUUAAAACCAUUUUAUCACCACACAUUUUCACAAAAGAGAAUGAAAACACACUUUGUAUCGUGUUAUUUCACUUUUCUGAGUUAUCAGUGUGCACCGUUUGGAAAACUGGUUACUUCAGAUGUGGAAGUCAGCAUCAUUUCAUAUGUAUGGUUUGGCCACUGAGUUUCAAAGGAAUGYAUGGUUUGAGGUCAAGUUGAGGAUUUUCUGUUAAAUUGCAGGUUUGCAUCUUGCACAGUUGUCAUAUCAUUUUUGGAUUUGUAUAAAGUAAAAUUUAAUAUCUUCAUUA
Molecule: messenger RNA, 1818 nt
Organism: Austrofundulus limnaeus
Lineage: Eukaryota; Metazoa; Chordata; Actinopteri; Cyprinodontiformes; Rivulidae
Product: Golgi reassembly-stacking protein 2
Exons: 10
Coding region: 102-1355 (417 amino acids)
Biological process (GO): Golgi organization
Cellular component (GO): Golgi apparatus
Molecular function (GO): protein binding
Source: RefSeq, a predicted model, not a curated record